Molecule: messenger RNA, 1729 nt
Organism: Gallus gallus (chicken)
Lineage: Eukaryota; Metazoa; Chordata; Aves; Galliformes; Phasianidae
Gene: METTL6
Product: methyltransferase like 6
Exons: 7
Coding region: 586-1464 (292 amino acids)
Molecular function (GO): S-adenosylmethionine-dependent methyltransferase activity
Source: RefSeq, a predicted model, not a curated record
GAGUGCAGCCGGGAAAGCGCUCCGGGGCCGGCGGCGGCGGCGGGUGCGGAGCGAGGGGCGCGGGGCCGAGCGGGGCUGCGGGCCCCGGGGAGGGGGAGCGGGGCGGGGGGAGGGUCCCCCGCGCUCUCCGCCCUCGGGAGGGCAGGGCAGCGCGGGGCACGGGGGCAACGCGCCUCGGGAGCCGCCGCCUCGGCGCCGCGGGCAGCCUGGGCCGAGCCGGGCAGCGCUGCGCGGGUGUGGGCUGAGCGCACAGGGCUCGUGGAGGAAGGCUGUGCGGUCCGACUGCUGUGAGGCCGGACGAGUUGGGCACCGCUGCUUCGUUCUCACUUCCAUUUUGGAAAAUGGAUGCUAGUUCCUGCCUAGGGUUGCUUGCAUUCGUAUCUGACAGGCUUGUGUUUCCUGCGCUUCCCUGGCCAUGCUGGAUUUAACUCAGUGUGCCGACCUGGGUCUGUGUGUUUGCAGCAAGGCAGAGUUGCUUUUAGAUAUUCAGGAAUUUUACCUAAGUUAAAUGAUGGAAAUGUACACUGAAGAAAAGAAAAUCACCCCUGGGUCUUUGGUAUUCAUAUCUGCGUGAAAGAUUCUAGGAUGUUCCAUGAAAACACUUCAGCAGAUUGCUUAAGUACACUAACAACAUCUACUGAAGAUGGUGCUUUCCAAACAAAAGGCCAUAAUACAAGAAUCCUUAGCCCAGAAGAAGCAGAGAGGCUGGCAAAUGAUCGGGUUUUGGUGUCUGACUUCAAACAGCUGAAACUGGAAAAAGAGGCACAGAAGAACUGGGAUCUGUUUUACAAAAGAAACAGCACCAACUUCUUCAAAGACAGACACUGGACAACCAGAGAGUUUCAAGAAUUAAAAGCGUGUCGGGAGUUUGCAGACCAGAAACUGACCAUUUUGGAAGCAGGCUGUGGGGUUGGAAACUGCUUAUUUCCUCUCUUAGAAGAAGAUCUGAAUAUUUUUGCAUAUGCCUGUGAUUUCUCUCCUAGAGCUGUUGAGUAUGUGAAGAAAAAUUCCUUAUACAGUACUGAAAGAUGCAAAGUGUUCCAGUGUGAUCUUACCAAAGAUGAUCUCCUAGAAAAUAUACCAGCAGAUUCUGUGGAUGUCGUCACUCUCAUAUUUGUGCUUUCUGCCAUUCAUCCUGACAAAAUGCACCUUGUCUUGAAGAACAUUUACAAGGUAUUAAAACCAGGCAAGUGUGUCUUGUUCAGAGACUAUGGACUGUAUGAUCACGCGAUGCUCAGGUUUAAAUCUGGCAGCAAACUUGGAGAAAACUUCUAUGUUAGACAAGAUGGGACAAGAUCGUAUUUUUUUACUACAGAGUUCUUGUCUCAGCUCUUCAGGGCGGAGGGAUAUGAGGAAGUGGUCAAUGAAUACGUGCACCGAGAAACUGUGAAUAGGAAAGAAGACUUGCGUGUUCCGAGAGUUUUUCUUCAAAGCAAAUUUCAAAAGCCUUUCAGUAAGACAUAAGUUCUUGCUGAUUAGCAAUAACAUCAGUGAUAGCACACAGUGUUUCCCUGUGGGUGUUCACCUGUUUGGUAAAACAUAAAUGACUGCAUCUUCUUGCUUUUCAUCCUCAGAUAUGAAAUAUAAAAGUUAAUUCUAAUUAAAACUUAAGAUGGUUUUGCAAAGCAGGAAACUUGAUGAGUAUCCAUAUUCCUGUUUUUUAAAGUAAAUCCUCUGCAGCACUGUUGGAAUAUCAGGUGAAAUAGAAUAAAAAAAUGUUUAAUUUGAA